GGAAGUUUAUUUGAGAUUUUAGGUGUUUAUUUGAGAUUUUGGGAGAUUUAUUUGAGAUUUUGGGUGUUUAUUCCGGUUUUGUGGGAGCCCGUUGCCGGUUGGGGGUGGGUUAUUCCGCGAAUUAUUCCGGAUGUUAAUGGAUUUAUUCCGGGUUUAUUUUUAAUUUCCCGCAGGUUGUUUCUCGGGCGGUGGUUUGACCUUCCCCGAGCCCAGCCUCCGGCACUAGGCCCCGGAUCCCCGGCCUCUAUUUGUGCCGAUGCCGGGCCUACAGGAGACGGACCCCGCCUCGGGCUCGGGCCCGGGCCCAGGCCCAGGCCGCUGCCGGCUCCCCGGGGCUCGGCUGACGGUGGAGCCGCUUGUUUUCCUCAGUAUGCUGGCGCUGGUGCUGCAGGCCCCGCUCUCCACUCAGUACAUCUUCCAGAGAAUCAGCUCCGAGCUCGGCUUCAGCGGAAACCGGAGCCGAGGCUGCAACAAGAGCCAAGGGAGCCAGGCCCAGCUGGAGAAGGAAGUGGAGACUCUGACCUCCCAUUGGAACCUGUACAUUAACGUUGGGGGUUUUGCCGUGGGACUGUUCUCUGCGACACUGCUCGGACCGUGGAGUGACCGCGUGGGCCGUAGACCCAUCCUGACCUUACCGGGAAUCGGUCUGUCGCUGCAGGCUGCGGUUUAUCUCAUUGUCAUGUACCAAGAGCUGCCAGUCGGCUUCCUUCUGAUUGGCCGGCUGCUGAGUGGGCUUCUGGGCGAUUUCAACAGCAUCCUGGCCGGAUGUUUCUCGUACAUCGCAGACAUCAGCGACAAGCCAUCACGGACGUUCCGGAUUGCCGUGCUGGAGGCGUGCCUGGGAAUAGCGGGAAUGUUUGGCAGUAUUAUUGGAGGCCAAUGGAGUAAGGCUCAAGGCUACAUCAUCCCGUUCUGGCUGGUGUUGGCACUGAAUGUGGUGACUGUCAUCUAUGCUUUUGUUUUCAUUGAGGAGUCUGUGACCGUGAAGAGACCAGGCAAACUGUUGACCAUGGAGCAUUAUCGCUCGGUGUACCGCCUGUACUCCAGUGGGCAGGAGACUGGACGUCGGCACCGUCUCUGCCUGUAUGCACUGUCCCUCUUUAUCAUGGUGACUGUGCAUUUCGGAGUCAAGGACAUCCUGGUCCUCUUUGAGCUGAGUUCCCCGCUGUGCUGGCGAUCCGAUCAGAUUGGAUACGGCUUAGCAGUUGAGCACAUGACCUACUUGAGCAGCCUCCUGGCCCUGAAGAUGAUGCAGUAUUGCCUUGGUGACACUUGGAUCGCUGAGAUCGGACUGUUGUCAAAUGUGGCUGGUUUGGUGACUUUCUCAGUAGCAGCAAACAGCACUGUCAUGUUCACCGGUUACGGGCUACGUUUUCUCGCUAUGGCAACUACACCAGUGAUCCGAGCUAAAUUGUCAAAGUUGGCUGAUGUGACAGAACAAGGAGCCCUGUUCGCUUCGGUCGCAUGUGUGGAGAGUGCGUGCUCACUGGUGUCUACACUUGUCUUCAACUCCUUAUAUCCUGCAACACUGCACUUCAUGAAAGGAUUCACUUUCCUGUUCGGGGCUGCCCUGCUCCUCAUUCCAGCUGGAAUAGUCGGUGUUCUGGGCUGCGAAGAGAGGAAGGUGCUGUACAGACGCUUUGAGAGCCCGGCCGCUACUGCUGUGAAUCGCGAUUGUGAUCCUGCCUCCGACCACAGUGAGCAGGUUACCCCUGUCACCUGCUGAUUCUGGUGCGGAGUUUUACCACGAAACCUUUGUCAUCACCGUGGGUUUGCCCGCUACUCUGCCUGUCACUGUGAGUAAAUCCGUAUCAGAGAUAACAACGUGUGGAGCUGGAUGAACACAG
Stegostoma tigrinum is the source of this 1847-nucleotide messenger RNA. It is a transcript of the gene slc46a1, whose product is annotated as solute carrier family 46 member 1. Gene Ontology annotation, cellular component: plasma membrane. Gene Ontology annotation, biological process: transmembrane transport. NCBI's taxonomy places the organism in Eukaryota, Metazoa, Chordata, Chondrichthyes, Orectolobiformes, Stegostomatidae. Gene Ontology annotation, molecular function: transmembrane transporter activity. The transcript has 5 exons. The record is from RefSeq and is a predicted model, not a curated record. The coding region runs from base 257 to 1726 and encodes 489 amino acids.